Messenger RNA from Cyphellophora europaea CBS 101466, 1533 nucleotides. RefSeq lists its product as uncharacterized. The transcript is spliced from 3 exons. Gene Ontology annotation, molecular function: transmembrane transporter activity. The record is from RefSeq and is a predicted model, not a curated record. Lineage: Eukaryota; Fungi; Ascomycota; Eurotiomycetes; Chaetothyriales; Cyphellophoraceae. The coding region runs from base 1 to 1533 and encodes 510 amino acids. Gene Ontology annotation, biological process: transmembrane transport. Gene Ontology annotation, cellular component: membrane.
AUGGACAACAGCGACAGCAUCGACAAGACUCCAGCCCGUGCAGUUUCGGAGGCGACUGAGCCCGAGAAGCCUGCCAACGAUGUAAAGCAACUCGACCAUGCUGCGCUGUUCCUGGCCAACGCAGAUGUGCAAGAGCCAGCGUUGUCUCCUGCGAGAGAGAAGAGGCUGCUACGCAAGAUUGACUGCCUCCUGCUUCCUAUGCUCUUCGUUACGGCUACUCUUGGUGCGGUUGACAAAGUCGCCAUCUCGACCGCAGCCAUCUAUGGGCUCAGAGACGAUAUCGGUCUCCAUGGCCAACAGUACUCAUGGCUCGGAUCCAUCCUGUCCUUGGGUGCUCUCGUGGGCAUGUUUCCCUCGUCUGCGCUGAUGCACAAGUUUCCCUCCGGCAAGUACCUCUGCGCUUGCUCUUGCGGGUGGUCAGCUAUGGCUCUGAUCUUCCCUGCUUGCACCAACUGGGCUGGCAUGAUGGCCGUCAGAUUUCUCAUGGGAGCGUUCGAAGCCAUCAUUGUACCCGGCAUAUCUGUUCUGAUCGCAGGCUGGUACAAGAAAGAAGAACAACCACCUCGCAACGCCCUCGUCUUUGCCGCAGCCAGCUCGGUCGUCAACGGCUUCCUGUCGUGGCUCAUCGGCCACAUUCCGGACGACGCACCCCUGGCUAAAUGGCAAUACCUCUACCUCCUGGUUGGCUCCAUCUCCAUGGCCUGGUCCAUCUUUGUCCUUAUCUUCCUCCCAGACUCGCCCAUGAACGCGAUCUUCCUCACCAAAGAAGAAAAAGUCUUCUGGGUGGGCCGGCUCUCGCAAAACAAGACCGGCAUCGUCAACAAGACGUGGAAGUGGGACCAGGUGCGCGAGGCCCUGCUGGAUCCUAAGACGUGGAUCAUAUUCUUCUUCAACAUCGCCAUCAACAUCCCCAACGGCGGCCUGACCACGUUCAACGGCAUCAUCAUCAACAACCUCGGCUUCAGCGCCAAGGAAGCCUCUCUCCUCUCCAUGCCCACGGGCGUCAUGUCCACCUUGGCCUCCUUCAUCUUCAGUCUCAUCGCCGCGAAAUGGGCCAACCGCCGCUGCAUCGUCACCGUCAUCGCCUGCGUCAUCCCCAUUAUCGGCACCGCCAUCCUGUACGGCGUGUCCCGCACCGCCGUGCCCGCCCAAAUGGUCGGCCUGUAUCUCUGCUACACCUACUUCGGCCCUUACGUGGUAGGCAUCUCCCUCGCACAAGCCAACACAGCCGGCAACACCAAGAAGAACGUGGCCUUCGCGGUUCUCUACGUGGGCUACGCCGUCGGCAAUCUCAUUGGCCCGCAGACCUUCCGCGCCAGCCAGGCACCCGCGUACACGGGCGGCGUCGUGGCCAUGCUGUGCUGCUACUGUGCGUGCAUCGGGCUGAUUCUCGUGUACUGGCUGGUCUGCGUGAGGAUGAACCGGCGGCUGCUGCUGGUGGCGGAGGAGGUGCCGGCCGAGGGGGCGCCGGUGGAGGACAGAUUCCAUGAUCUGACAGACUGGAAGCAGCGGGAUUUCAGAUAUACUACGUAG